AUGGAAAUAAUUACUAGCUUAUUAAAAUUAAAAUUAAAAGUACGAAUAUUAAUAGUACCGCAAUUUGAUUUUGACUCAAAAGCGAUUUGUAAAACAAUGUCAAUUACAUCAUUAGCUAUUUAUAAUUGUGAUUUAUCUGAUUUAUGGGAAAUAUUUAAAUAUAUACCUAUGUUAAAAAAAUUACAAGUUGAAUAUCUCCACAAUAUUAACAUUACCGAUGAUAUAUUAAAUUUGAAUAAUAUAUAUACUUUUGAAUUAAAACAAUUAAUAAUAAAUUAUUUUAAAAGUAAAUUUCAAGCUCUUCAAAUUUUAUUAAAAUAUAUACCAAAUUUAAAAAUUCUUUCAAUAUAUGCUCCUAAUAAUAUUGAAAUGGCUGAUGCUGAUCUUUGGCAACAUCUCAUUGAACCUUCAUUAGUUCAUUUACAUAUAUUUAAAUUCAUUUUUGAUUAUUAUGCUAUUGAUGAUUAUAAUAAAAUAUUGAAGAAACUUGAAGAAUUUCGAACUGAUUUUUGGAUUAAACAACAUCAAUGGUAUACUAAUUAUGAAAUUAAUGCAUUUUCAAAUCUUGAAUAA
Messenger RNA from Rotaria sp. Silwood2, 573 nucleotides. NCBI's taxonomy places the organism in Eukaryota, Metazoa, Rotifera, Eurotatoria, Philodinida, Philodinidae. The record is from the annotation of a GenBank genome assembly.